Cygnus atratus (black swan) is the source of this 948-nucleotide messenger RNA. RefSeq names its product dynactin subunit 3 (gene DCTN3). Gene Ontology annotation, biological process: cytoskeleton-dependent cytokinesis. Lineage: Eukaryota; Metazoa; Chordata; Aves; Anseriformes; Anatidae. Gene Ontology annotation, cellular component: dynactin complex. The record is from RefSeq and is a predicted model, not a curated record. The transcript has 7 exons. Bases 61 to 618 code for a protein of 185 amino acids.
GAAGCGGACGCGCCGGAAAGCGGAAGAGAAGGCCGGGCUGCUUCCGGGCCGGUCGAGAAGAUGGCGGCGGGGACGGUGGCGCUGGAGCGGCUGAGGUGGCGGCUGGAGGAGCUGGAGCAGCGCCUCGGCGGUGGGGCCUGCGAGCCUCGUAAGGUGGCGGACGAGCUGGUGAAGGUGCAGGUGGCGCUGAGCAACAUCGCCGGCAAGAGGGAGCGGGUCAAGAUCCUGUUUAAGAAAAUUGAAGAUGUAAUAAAAUACCUUGACCCUCAGUACAUUGACAGGAUGGCUGUUCCAGACACCAUGAAGCAGCAGUUCAUCUUGGCAGAGGAGCAGGUCAUUCCUUCCCGAGCAGCCCUCUUGGAGCAGGUGAAGAACCUCCAGCCCGUCUUAGACAGUGCCUCUAUCCAAGCCGUUCCUGACCACGCAGCGAAACUGCAGCGACUCUCCCAAAUCCAGAUGCAGCAGCAGGAUCAGUGCAAGCAGUUUUCUGAUGGUGUCAAGAUGCUCCUUGAAGACUACAACAAAACGACCCUGCUUCUGUCCAAGCAGUUCGUCCAGUGGAAUGAAAUACUGAUGCAGCUGGAAGCAGCCAAGGAAGCGAAACCUGUGGCAGAGUGAUGGCAGAGCUGGGAAUCCGGAGAACCGCAGCUGGGGCCUUGGGAUUCUUCUGGCCUUGGGUCACUCAGGAGGUGCUGCAGCACAGCCUGCACUCUCUAGUCUCAGCAUCUUUCCGCUCUGUGAAUGUGCUGCAAGUGACAUUGCAGGCUCUUGGGGGCACCCUGGCUUUGCAGCUGCACUGCGGUCACCCUGAAUCAAAGCCACACUCCUGGUAUUCCCUUAAUAUGCCACUGUUUGUCGAUCUCGCACUUCCUUAUGUCUCGGUUUGUAACAUAUUUAAAAAUCCCUUCCUGCUGUUACUGUGGACCAUAAUAAAGCCCUGAAACACUA